Nematolebias whitei (Rio pearlfish) is the source of this 1219-nucleotide messenger RNA. RefSeq names its product natterin-3. Bases 17 to 1219 code for a protein of 400 amino acids. NCBI's taxonomy places the organism in Eukaryota, Metazoa, Chordata, Actinopteri, Cyprinodontiformes, Rivulidae. The record is from RefSeq and is a predicted model, not a curated record. The transcript has 3 exons.
GCACGAACCUGUCAAGAUGAGACGCUGCGUUGCUGUUGUCCUGGUGGUUCUGCAGCUCUGCAGCCCGGCGCUGCAGUCCGACCUGCUGCUCCACAUCUCUCAGCUGCAGGGCGGCCAAGAGCAACCAGGAAAGCUAUGGCUUAAUCCCACUCUUGAAAACGUGGUUCCUUCCCGUGACGUCUCCAACCCUCCACAACUCAAAGAGUUACCUAAAACAGAAACAACAUCCAACUCCGACCCCAUGUUUGGUGAACACGUCAACCUCAAGUGGGUCACGUGGAAUGGCUCCCUUCCAAACGGGGCUGUUGCCAUCUUCAACGGCUACACAGAACGCACCGACUAUGUGUGCAAAGUCAACUGUGAGGCGGGCUUCUACACUCCUAGUAAAGGAAGCUUCUGCCAGUACCCCUAUGCUGAAAAAGAAUAUGCUUCCUCCAAGUUUGAGGUCCUGGUCAACGUAGACCACUUUGAGUUCCUGAUGUGGGUUGAAGAUUCAUAUGGGUCGGUUCCUCAGUAUUCCAUCAGAACCUGUCCCAACUCAGACAUCUACGUGGGUAAGAACAAGUACGGACUUGGCAAAGUGGUGACCCGACAUGAAGCUUUCUUCCUCCCCUGGGAGGGCGAUGAGUACUGGUAUAAGAAGUACCAGGUCCUUGCUAUCAACAGAGACAGCUACAGCCAGCACAUCUCUCACGUGGAGUACGCCAUCGACCAGAUGAAGCUAUUCCACCAUCCUCCAGAGGCACUGAAGCUCACCAAGGUCACCAACCUGGAGUGCCGGAAUGUAGAGAAGAAGGUGUCACUGGAGAAGACCACCACAGUGGAGAAGACCUGGGACAUUGGUAGGGAGACCCGUAACGGUUCUGUGUCCACUAUGAAAGCCAAAGUACCCAUCCUUGGUCCGGGCAAUGUGGACUUCACCAAGGAGCAGACAGUGACCUUCUCAGAGGGAACCACCGUGGUGGAGUCCAUCAGUCAUACGGUGUCUGUAGAGCUGAUGGUUCCACCAAACCACUCGUGCUCGGUGAGGAUGGACGGCAGGAAGAUGACGGCGGACAUCCCGUUUACCGGCAGGCUGAGCAGGACAAACCAUAACGGAGACACCCACUGGACAUACAUCACCGGCACCUACGACGGCGUGAAUGUCGGGGAGCUCAACGCUGUGGUGGAGAGGUGUCAGCCAGUGCCUGAUGCACCUCCCUGCCCCCCAUCUCAGUGA